AUGACAGAGGAGAAACGCACCGGCAGCAGCCGGUCAAGUUCAAUCCAGGAAGAUGGGGCGGACGUGAGACAGCAGUAUAAGCGGAGGGGGUCAAAAUUCGACGAUGCCUCAGUCUUCGAGAGUAUUAAUCCCGAAAACAGAGCGGAGUUGACGCGCAUUGCGUCAAACUUCCCCUUGCAACGUCGUGCGACUAGCUCUCAAGAGAGCGAGUCUCGUCUCCAACGCAGAGAUACACUUGAGGAUAUUGGCCUUGAUCACCCUUCUCUGGACCCUACCAGUGGUCAAUUCGACCAGUACAAAUGGACUCGGAUGAGACUGAAGCUGAUGGAUAAGGAAGGCAUUCCUCGUCCCCCGUCGACUGGAGUUGUAUUUCAGAAUCUCAAUGUGUCCGGGUCAGGCUCGGCGCUGCAAUAUCAAAGCACUGUGGGAUCGAUUUUGUUGGAGCCUUUCCGCCCACAAGGAUGGCUGAGCCUUGCGAAAAAGUCCCCAGAGAAGCAGAUUUUGCGCAAUUUUGAUGGUCUUCUAAAGAGCGGCGAGAUGCUGAUUGUUCUGGGGAGGCCUGGUAGCGGUUGUUCGACCUUUCUCAAAACAUUGUGUGGCCAGCUGCAUGGUUUAAAGCUUCGCGAAAGCUCAGAGAUACAAUAUAAUGGUGUUUCGAUGGAGAAGAUGCAUAAAGAGUUCAAGGGUGAAGUUUUGUACAACCAAGAGGUGGAUAAGCAUUUCCCUCAUUUGACCGUCGGACAAACGUUGGAAUUUGCUGCAGCGGCGAGAACCCCCGAGAAUAGGCUACGUGGGCUCAAGCGACAAGAGUUUGCUAAGCACAUCGCCAAGGUUGCGAUGGCUGUAUUUGGCUUACUUCAUACGUACAACACAAAGGUGGGUGAUGAUUAUAUUCGAGGUGUUUCAGGGGGCGAACGAAAACGAGUGAGUAUAGCUGAAAUGGCACUUUCCGGUGCACCCAUGGGAGCAUGGGACAACAGUACCAGAGGUCUGGAUUCUGCAAGCGCAUUGGAGUUUGUCAAAGCGCUGCGGCUUUCCUCCAAUUUAGCUGGCACUAGUCAUGCGGUUGCAAUCUAUCAAGCCUCGCAGGCAAUCUACGAUGUCUUUGACAAGGCUAUCGUUCUAUACGAAGGGCGAGAGAUCUAUUUUGGACCAUGUGAUGAGGCAAGAGACUACUUCACCGGUAUGGGCUGGCAUUGUCCACCACGCCAAACUACUGGGGAUUUCUUGACAGCCGUUACCAACCCGCAGGAGCGUCAAGCACGGGAUGGAAUGGAGAACAAGGUCCCUCGCACGCCAGAUGAAUUUGAGAAGUACUGGAAAAAGAGCCCUCAAUAUGCCGCACUCCAGGGAGAAAUCGAUGAAUAUCAUAUGGAGUUCCCAGUAGGAGGAGAAGCAGAGCAAAGCUUUGGAGAAAUGAAGAGAGUUAAACAGGCAAAGCAUGUUCGCCCGGAGAGCCCAUAUAUCAUAUCAAUUCCGAUGCAAAUCAAGCUCUGCACAAUCAGAGCUUAUCAACGACUCUGGAACGACAAGCCCGCCACACUGACAACGGUCCUCGGAAGAAUCUUCAUGGCUCUUAUAAUUGGUUCCAUGUAUUUUGGGACACCAACUGCUACAGCCGGAUUCUAUAGUAAAGGAGCUGCCCUUUUCUUCGCUGUUUUAAUGAAUGCUCUUAUCAGUAUCACCGAGAUCAACUCCCUCUAUGACCAGCGACCUAUAGUUGAGAAGCAGGCGUCCUAUGCUUUUGUCCACCCCUUCACUGAAGCAUUUGGGGGCAUUGUAAGCGACGUACCAGUGAAGUUUGUCUCAGCCGUGAUUUUCAAUAUCAUUUUUUACUUCCUGGCUGGAUUGCGAUAUGAGCCGUCCCAGUUUUUCAUUUUCUUCUUAUUUACGUUCCUUAGUACACUUGCAAUGUCGGGAAUCUUUCGGACCCUUGCAGCUUCGACAAAGACCCUCGCGCAAGCUAUGGCCAUGGCCGGUGUAUUAGUCUUAGCCAUCGUCAUCUAUACAGGCUUCGUAAUCCCUGUUCCGCAGAUGCAUGACAUCCCGUGGUUUAGCUGGAUCCGGUGGAUCAAUCCCAUCUUCUACACGUUCGAGUCCAUGAUAGCCAACGAGUUCCAUGGUCGACAGUUCAUAUGCUCGCAAUUUGUGCCUUCUUACCCGAGUCUUAGCGGUGAUUCCUUUAUCUGCUCUGCCAGAGGUGCUGUUGCAGGCGAAAGGACCGUUUCUGGGGACGCUUUCAUUGAAUCGCAGUAUAGGUACACAUAUGCGCACGAAUGGAGGAACCUUGGCAUUCUGAUAGGCUUUUGGAUUUUCUUCUCCGCGAUCUAUCUACUGGCCACGGAAAUCAAUUCCCAGACUUCUUCUAAAGCCGAGUUCUUGGUGUUUCGACGGGGUCAUGCGCCAGCACAUAUGCGCGACCUUGACAAAACUCAAGGUGACUCUGGAUCUACUGACCUCGCUCAGUCACAUAAAGAGAAGGAAACUGAGAAUGCUGCAUCCGUUAUACCAGAGCAGCGGAGCAUAUUUACCUGGAGAAAUGUGUGCUAUGAUAUCCCUGUGAAGGGGGGAGAGCGGCGUUUAUUAGACCACGUCUCGGGGUGGGUUAAGCCUGGUACACUUACCGCACUGAUGGGUGUAUCAGGAGCUGGUAAAACGACCUUGCUUGAUGUUCUCGCUAAGCGUGUUUCUAUCGGCGUCGUGACGGGUGAUAUGCUGGUAGAUGGGAAAGAGCUUGACAAUAGCUUCCAGAGGAAAACAGGGUAUGUGCAGCAGCAAGAUCUCCACCUUUCCACAACAACAGUGAGAGAGGCGCUACGGUUCAGUGCGCUCCUACGUCAACCAAAGUCUGUCUCGAGGAAGGAGAAGUACGGUUAUGUCGAGGAAGUUAUAGAGAUGCUCAAUAUGCAAGACUUCGCUGGCGCUAUUGUUGGGACACCGGGAGAAGGCUUGAAUGUUGAGCAAAGGAAGCUUUUAACAAUUGGGGUGGAGUUGGCUGCAAAGCCUGAAUUGCUGAUUUUUCUUGAUGAGCCAACUAGUGGUCUGGACUCCCAGAGUUCUUGGUCUAUCGUAGCCUUCUUGCGGAAGCUCGCAGAUCAUGGUCAAGCAGUGCUUUCUACAAUCCACCAACCGAGUGCGCUCUUGUUUCAGCAGUUUGACCGUCUCUUGUUUCUGGCCAAGGGCGGCAAGACUGUUUAUUUUGGACAAAUCGGUGAGCAGUCUCGCACUCUCCUUGAGUACUUUGAGGGGAAUGGGGCAAGAGCUUGCGGCUCGGAAGAGAAUCCGGCCGAGUAUAUGCUGGAAAUUAUCGGAGCCGGCGCCUCUGGUAAAGCCUCUAAGGACUGGUCUGCCAUAUGGAAUGAAAGUCGCGAAUCGAGUGAUGUCCAAAAGGAAAUUGACAGGAUCUAUCAAGAGAGAGCUUCAGCAUCCAAUGGCAGUGGUGACACCCACCAAGGAAAACCUGCGGAAUACGCCAUGCCGUUUAUGUACCAGCUGGGGUACGUAACUCAUCGUGUCUUCCAGCAGUAUUGGCGAGAGCCUUCCUACGUAUGGGCCAAGAUGCUUCUUGCUACCCUCUCGUCGCUAUUCAUCGGCUUCACAUUCUUCAAGCCCAAUAGCAGUCAGCAGGGAUUCCAGGACAUCCUAUUCAGUGCCUUCAUGCUGACAUCCAUCUUCUCGACAUUGGUACAACAAAUCAUGCCAAAAUUCGUGGUCCAGCGGUCCCUUUACGAAGUCAGAGAGCGACCAUCGAAGGCGUAUUCAUGGGCGGCGUUCCUUAUCGCCAACGUCAUAGUCGAGAUCCCUUACCAGAUAUUUGCCGGGGUAAUCUCAUGGGCAUGCUACUAUUAUCCCAUAUACGGUGCCAACCAGGCAUCUCAACGGCAAGGCCUCAUGUUACUCUUCAUCAUCCAGUUCUACAUGUUCACCUCGACAUUUGCAACCUUUGUUAUAUCCGCACUGCCCGACGCAGAGACAGGAGGAACCAUCGCAACAUUGCUAUUCAUCAUGGCCACCACCUUCAACGGAGUCAUGCAACCACCGAACGCUCUCCCGGGAUUCUGGAUCUUCAUGUAUCGAGUAUCGCCCUUGACAUACUUAAUCGCGGGCAUGACAGCAACAGGAUUACACGGCCGAGCAAUCAGAUGUGACGCAGGCGAGCUAAGCGUCUUCAACCCACCCUCCGGCUCAACCUGUGGCGACUACCUAGCCUCGUAUCUCCAGACUGCACCAGGCGUGCUGUACAACCCCAACGCAACACAAGGAUGCGAGUACUGUCAGCUUCGUAAUGCCGACCAAUACCUAGCCAGCAGUAACAUCUGUAAGUCCUUCUACCGGGAUCCAGGCCACGGGCUAACUAGUGAACAGACUGGAGUGAGAGGUGGCGAAAUUUCGGACUAG
Molecule: messenger RNA, 4398 nt
Organism: Aspergillus bombycis
Lineage: Eukaryota; Fungi; Ascomycota; Eurotiomycetes; Eurotiales; Aspergillaceae
Product: ATP-binding cassette transporter
Exons: 10
Coding region: 1-4398 (1465 amino acids)
Biological process (GO): transmembrane transport
Cellular component (GO): membrane
Molecular function (GO): ATP hydrolysis activity; ATP binding; ABC-type transporter activity
Source: RefSeq, a predicted model, not a curated record